Messenger RNA from Oryza sativa Japonica Group (Japanese rice), 2322 nucleotides. Its product is annotated as IQ domain-containing protein IQM2. The record is from RefSeq and is a predicted model, not a curated record. NCBI's taxonomy places the organism in Eukaryota, Viridiplantae, Streptophyta, Magnoliopsida, Poales, Poaceae.
CUCACCUCAUCUCAUCUCGUCGCCAUUGACAGACUAGCGCCGGCCUGUCCAGUGCCGAUGCCGAGUGACACACCUGCCUGACAACACGUACGUACGUGGAAAUCAUAAACCUUUUUUUUUAUUUUAUUUAGUUUCUUCUCGCCACCGCUCGCCUUCGCCGAGCUCCCUAUAUAUCGCCGUCGUCUCGCACUGCCUCCAUCGGAUAUCCAGCUCCUGCAGCCAAGAAACACUCACACGCACGCACAAAGCGAUCAGGCACCUUUUGUUUUGUUGCUUUAGAGGUUAAUUACAAACAGGAGGAGAAGAUCCUAGUUGUCUAGUUGAAAGUGAGGUGGUAGAGAAAGAGAGAGAUCCGGGCUGCAAGCAAAUGGGCGUCCUCUUCUCGUGCCCCGUCGAUGACUACGACGCAUUGGAGGAGAGCGCCGCGGCGGCGGCGGCGGCGUCGUCGGAGUCGAACUCCGGCGGCGGCAAGCCGGCGGCGAUCCUGAAGGCGUUGGGAUCCGGGAAGCUGCUCAUCGAAGGGUCGCUCAGCUUCAAGCGUGACCAGCAGAUGAGCCCCACCUCCCUCCUCCAGGUGGAGACCGAGAUCUCCAUCAAGCCUGCCGCCGCCGACAUUGCCGCCGCGCCAAGGGCGAGGUUCGCCGCCGACGGCGGCGCGGCGGCGGCGGAGAGCCCGAAGCACGAGGCGGCGGCGGUGAAGCUGCAGAAGGUGUACAAGAGCUUCCGGACGCGGCGGCAGCUCGCGGACUGCGCCGUGCUGGUGGAGCAGAGCUGGUGGAAGCUCCUCGACUUCGCCCUCCUCAAGCGGAGCUCCGUCUCCUUCUUCGACAUCGAGAAGCAGGAGACGGCCGUCUCCAGAUGGUCCAGAGCAAGAACCCGAGCUGCCAAGGUCGGGAAGGGAUUGUCCAAGGAUGAAAAGGCACAGAAACUCGCAUUACAGCACUGGCUCGAAGCGAUUGACCCGCGCCACCGGUAUGGUCACAACCUUCACUACUACUAUGAUACCUGGCUCCACUGCGAGAGCAAGCAGCCUUUCUUCUACUGGCUUGAUGUGGGAGAAGGGAAAGAGAUCAAUCUUGAGGGCAAGUGCUCCAGGUCGAAGCUUUUGAGCCAAUGCAUCAAGUACCUUGGUCCUAAAGAAAGAGAGGACUAUGAAGUUAUACUUGAGGAUGGCAAGUUCUUGUACAAGAAAAGCCGGCAAAUCCUCGAUACCUCUUGUGGGCCAAGAGAUGCAAAGUGGAUCUUUGUUCUUAGCACAUCAAAGAGCUUGUAUGUUGGCCAGAAGAAGAAAGGCAAAUUUCAACAUUCAAGCUUCCUUGCUGGAGGGGCGACUUCUGCUGCCGGGCGAUUGGUGGUUGAAAAUGGAACCUUAAAGGCUAUUUGGCCACAUAGUGGACACUACCGCCCAACUGAGGAGAACUUCGAGGAGUUCAAGAGCUUCCUGAACGACAACUCUGUCGAUCUCACCGAUGUUAAGAUGAGCCCAGCAGAGGAGGACGAGGAAUUCUGGGGUAGCCUGAAAAGGAUCAGUUCAGAGAGCUACCCCAAGAACACUGCCACUGACAACUCUGAAGACCAAGCCGCUGAAGCUGAAGAAACCGGCAAUUCCCAGAUGCCUCGAGUCUCUGACGAACCAACCUGUGCAGAGAUCGACGGCUGCGACGAACCGGCGGCGACGAGGAGGGUAGAUUCGUCGUCAGCUGUUGCUGCUGCUGCUGAGAACACUGAAGCCGAGGAGGAGGAUCAAGAAGGCGGCGGCGAGCAGGCGCCGGUGCCGAGGGAGAAGAUCCUGGAGAGGAUCAACUCCAAGAAGGGGAUGAGGUCGUAUCAGCUCGGGAAGCAGCUCUCCUUCCGGUGGACGACCGGCGCCGGGCCGCGGAUCGGGUGCGUGCGCGACUACCCGUCGGAGCUGCAGCUGCGGGCGCUGGAGCAGGUCAACCUGUCGCCGAGGAGCGCCGCCGCCGCGUCCGCGUCCUCCCGGUUCUCGUCGCCGCAGCGCCGGAGCUUCAACGGCGCGGCGGCGCCCGCCACGCCGAGGGAGGCGCUCCGGCCGUCGCCCCUGCAGCAUGGGCUGGUAGCCACCGUCGCUGCGGCUGACUGAUCAUGGACGGCCUUCGCCGUGGAAGAAGAAAAAAAAGAUGAAACUUUUGCCGAGUAAUUUGUAUAAUUGCAUACUAAUUUAAAUUUUAGUGUAGAUCUUGUAGAACAGGUAAUAUACAUUAAUUACAUAUACAUUGAUAUAGUACUAGCAAAGUUGUUUGACAUAGUGUAUAUAUACAAGUUUUUUUCAUUCUUGGAAGAAGUUGACCACAAGUGCACGAA